UGCUUACGGCACGGCCAGGCAACAACAAAGCACUCGACACAAUAUCCAGCCGACCGACCGUGGCCCCUCUAUGGAAACGCUAGCUGGUCAGGUCAUCGGAUCAUACAUCGCAAACGAUCGCCCGCACCUGUACCCGCCGCCUCACAGUGCAAGAGAGGAGCACGUCAUUGCUCAGAGUCGCCCACGGGAUGAGCGAGCCGUCCACCAAGGGGCCUCGCAAGCGCCACUGCUGGGAGUGCCGCCACCGUUCUCUCGUCUGCGACUCGGCACGUCCUGGGUGUAGAAGAUGUGCUACCGCCGGCAUGGCCUGUCCAGGCUACAGUGGCGUCAAGCCCUCGCGGUACAAGUGGCUCGCUCCCGGAACAGUUGCGGCGCGCCCCUGGAAGCGGCAGCGUCAAGAAACAGCCCCGGCACCGACGGCCUCCGCGCGUAGGGACGCUCAACCGACCGGGGCCCGACAGAGUCCUGGGGCCCUGCCCCUGCACGUUCUCCCGAUAGAGUCGAUCAUGUUCGAGGCCGCACAAUACUUCAACACGCGUAUCUACACAGGACUGUUGCCUCUUACUGAGCUCAUCUCAAACCCCCACGUCUACCCAAUCUCGGACGCGAUGUUAGACCGUGCCCAGACACGACCGCAGUACUUGCAACUCGGCGUGGUCUGUAUGGCGCUUGGCCACUACAUGGCCCAGCUGGCAGACGCUUCAAAGCCUGCGGCUCUCAUCGAGCGCUUCUAUACAUAUCGCGGCAUGGCUAUCCGCGCUCUGAACAGCGCUCUUGAUCACGACCAAAAGGCCACACACGACAUACUUCUCAUCGGUGUCAUGAGUCACCUACUCUUGGAUGCACAACAAGGAUUACCAGUCACCUGGCGUUGGCACUUGCAGGGUCUCGAAAAGCUCAUGGCACUGCGCGGAGGCAUAGCCGAGAUUAGUCGUGCCCCGGGCCUUGAGCCAUUCCUCGUCAGUGUACUGUCCAUCGGGGUCAUUGGCAAUACGACCAGCCCAGCAUCGGACUUGACACUGGCAGACGUCCACAUGGACGCCAUAGACUAUAUAAUAGGCUGCACCGCUACUUCACCCUUUCACAUGUGUCCCCCGUCGUUGUUUGCCAACAUCGUUCGCAUCAACCACAUCCGCCAUCAGAUGACGUGUCUGAGCCCGAGCAGUCCUGCACAAACACUGUACCACGACGCUGGUGCAGUCUUAUCGCACAUAAUCGGCUUUGAUGUAGCCGCCUGGGUAUUUUCGAAGCCUGCGGCCAAAAAACCCCCUCUGUGGCAGCUCGUCGGCCGAUUCUUCAAGGGGGCUACAUGCCUGUACUGUAUCCUCUCGCUCCAGGAUCUGGUCGGGGUUCUCUCUAAGUCGCAACUAGUGCCAUUCAACACUCUCGACACGUUCGUGGAGCAACUAUCAGUCGAUCUGGCCGAGGCUGUCCAAAUCCCAGCCAUCAGGCAGUUCACGCUCUGGCCCCUUAUCGUCCUUGGUGUCGCCGCAGGCAACUGUCACCGUUCCAGCGACACAAACGCCGCGGUUACGGACGUUCGUGCCUUUGUCUCUGCACAGCUGGUCGGCUUGAGCCGUGAUGUGGGCACAUUCUCGCCGCUGGUGGCGAAGGGUGUGCUUGAGCGGUUCUGGAGUUCAGGAAAGAAUACGUGGGAUUCAUGCUUUGAUAAGCCAUACAUUUUCACGUCGCGGCUUGCCGUCGACACAAACGGUGUGCCGUGAGAACGGUUAGUCUGUCACCAGUCUGAACAAAGUCUCCGCCAGAUCUGUCCCUCUUGGGAUUCUAAAGGUAUUGGGUCUGCUACAGG
Molecule: messenger RNA, 1810 nt
Organism: Microdochium trichocladiopsis
Lineage: Eukaryota; Fungi; Ascomycota; Sordariomycetes; Xylariales; Microdochiaceae
Exons: 4
Coding region: 189-1724 (511 amino acids)
Biological process (GO): positive regulation of transcription by RNA polymerase II
Cellular component (GO): nucleus
Molecular function (GO): zinc ion binding; transcription cis-regulatory region binding; DNA-binding transcription factor activity, RNA polymerase II-specific
Source: RefSeq, a predicted model, not a curated record